AUUUUGUUCCUGGUUCCGCCGCAGGUCCUGGCCAUGCCAUCGGCAACCUGCUCGUCUUGUCCGUGAGGCCUUCCCAGCUGGCCGGGCUCACCCCGCAGCUCCUGCACCUGUGCCUGCCCGGGGAAUUGUGGGGCCAUUUCCCACUCCUCUUCAACUGUCAGCGACAUCUUGGGCCUUCUUUUCCAGUCAGGUGGGACGGCGUCCCUAUGAGGCUGUGUCUUAUCCCUCGGAACACGGGCACCCCACAGAGGGUCCUGCGUCCUGUGGUCUGGAGCACCCCCUCAAGGAAGAAACCCGUGCUGUCUGCUCACAACUCCAUAAUGUUUGGACACCUCAGCCCCGUAAGGAUCCCUUGUCUCAGAGGCAAGUUUAACCUUCAACUUCCUUCAUUAGAUGACCAGGUGAUCCCAGCCAGGCUCCCGAAGACGGAGGUGAGGGCAGAAGAGCCCAAAGAAGCAACAGAGGUGAAAGACCAGGUAGAGACCCAGGGGCAGGAGGACAAUAAAAGGGGCCCCUGUAGCAAUGGGGAAGCAGCCUCCACCUCUAGGCCCCUGGAGACUCAGGGAAACCUCACUUCCUCCUGGUACAAUCCCAGGCCCUUGGAGGGAAAUGUCCACCUCAAGAGCUUGACAGAAAAGAAUCAGACUGACAAGGCCCAGGUGCAUGCAGUGAGUUUCUACUCCAAGGGCCAUGGAGUCGCCAGUUCACACAGCCCUGCUGGAGGCAUCCUUCCCUUUGGGAAGCCUGACCCACUUCCAACAGUGCUCCCUGCCCCAGUUCCGGGCUGCUCCCUGUGGCCAGAGAAGGCGGCCUUGAAGGUGCUGGGUAAAGACCACCUGCCCAGCUCUCCAGGCUUGCUGAUGGUGGGGGAGGACAUGCAGCCCAAGGAUCCUGCAGCUCUUGGAUCAAGUAGGUCUUCUCCACCCAGAGCUGCCGGCCACAGGUCCCACAAAAGAAAACUGUCGGGGCCACCACUGCAGCUGCAACCGACCCCUCCCCUGCAACUGAGGUGGGAUAGAGACGAGCGGCCCCCACCGGCAAAGCUUCCAUGUCUAUCUCCUGAGGCACUGUUGGUGGGUCAGGCUUCCCAAAGAGAAGGACGCCUCCAGCAGGGCAACAUGCGUAAGAACAUGAGGGUGUUAAGUAGAACAUCAAAAUUCAGGAGACUAAGACAGCUGCUUAGGAGGAGAAAGAAGACUCGGCAGGGCAGGCGUGGUGGCUCACGCCUGUAAUCCAGCACUUUGGGAGGCCCAGGCGGGCGGAUCAGGAGAUCAAGAGAUUGAGACCUGAGAAACAUCUCUGCCUGCACCAUCUGGGAAGUG
Molecule: messenger RNA, 1322 nt
Organism: Pan troglodytes (chimpanzee)
Lineage: Eukaryota; Metazoa; Chordata; Mammalia; Primates; Hominidae
Product: putative UPF0607 protein FLJ37424
Exons: 1
Coding region: 207-1232 (341 amino acids)
Source: RefSeq, a predicted model, not a curated record